AUGACGGACCUUUUCCUCGACACAUUAGCUGGUCAGGUUAUUCGCGCCGUCUCAGGCGGUCGUCUGUGCUCAUUGCAAGAUCCCACGGCGAAUCAUAGACCAACACACAACCCCAAUGAUGACUCGCUUGCAUCUUUCGACGGCCAAACAGUCAGCACAAUAUCCGAAAAAGAAAGGGGGACCGACUUUGAAUUGAUAUCGUGGUAUGGAGACGAUGACCCGGCAAUCUCCCAGAAUCCCCAAAAUUGGUCAACGGCGAAAAAGGUCUUUGUCACAUUCUUGAUAUGUUUCUUGACAGUCAGCAUAUACAUCGGUUCCGCUAUCUAUACCGGUGGCGAACAAGGCGUCAUGGAAAAGUUCCAUGUCAGUCAGACGGUAGCCACUCUCGGCCUCACACUGUUUGUGCUCGGUUAUGCAAUUGGACCCAUGUUUCUCGCACCUUUGGCCGAAGCCCCUCCCAUAGGCCGUAAGCCGGUCUAUCUUGUGACAUUGUUCAUCUUCGUCGUCCUGAAUUUCCCGGUCAUCUACGCUCCGAAUAUCGCGACCCUUCUGGUGUUUCGCUUCUUGACGGGCUUCAUCGGAUCUCCUGUACUCGCCACGGGUGGCGCCUCAUUGGCAGACCUCUGGUCCAGAAAGAAGGUCGCAUACGCAAUCGGUAUCUGGGGCGUCGCCGCCGUCUGUGGACCCGUCCUGGGACCUCUGGUAGGAGGCUUUGCAGCACAACAUGAGACCUGGAGAUGGACAAUCUGGGAGCUCGUCUGGCUUUCCGGGUUCUGCCUGAUCUUGCUCAUCUUCACGCUCCCAGAGACCAGUGCCAACACCAUCCUCUACAAGCGAGCAAAGCGACUCCGAAAGUUGACGGGCAACCCCAACCUCAAGAGCCAGGCUGAUCUGGCAACUGAGAAUAUGCGAUUCAAAGACGUGGUGUCUGCCAGUUUUUACAGACCUUUCCAGCUCUGUUUCAGCCAGCCUAUUCUUCUUGUCACGAACGCCUACCUGGCUCUUGUCUACGCCCUGCUCUUUACAUGGUUUGAAGCAUUCACGAUCGUGUUCACCGAGAUUUACCACUUCAAUCUUGGAGAAAAUGGACUCGCAUUCUUGUGCAUCAUGGUGGGCGCCAUCAUCAUCAUGAUACCAUACUGCGUAUGGCUGUACAUGGUCCAAGAAAAGCAGUUUGACGAACAAGGAAACAUCGCUCCGGAAGAUCGUCUCCCACCCGCUAUAGUCGGCUCAUUCUUCAUCCCCAUCUGCAUGUUUGUGUUUGGCUGGUCAAGCAGGGAAUCCGUCCACUGGAUCGUUCCAAUGAUUGGGGCUUCCUUCUUCCCCAUGGGUGCGGUUCUGCUCUUCAACGCCAUCCUCAACUACCAGGCAGAUGCCUAUCCCGAGUAUGUCGGUUCCGUUCUGGCUGGAAACGACCUGAUACGCUGCAGCGUUGGAUCGGUCUUUCCGCUUUUUGCGCCUCACAUGUUCCACCAAUUGGGUGUUGACUGGGCCAGCUCCCUCUUGGGCUUUCUGGCCAUCGCCUUCGUUCCGAUCCCAUAUCUGCUGUACAGGUAUGGAAAGAAGAUUCGCAUGUCAAGUAACUACGCGAGGCAUAAUAUCUAG
Molecule: messenger RNA, 1605 nt
Organism: Aureobasidium pullulans EXF-150
Lineage: Eukaryota; Fungi; Ascomycota; Dothideomycetes; Dothideales; Saccotheciaceae
Product: MFS general substrate transporter
Exons: 4
Coding region: 1-1605 (534 amino acids)
Biological process (GO): xenobiotic detoxification by transmembrane export across the plasma membrane
Molecular function (GO): fluconazole transmembrane transporter activity
Source: RefSeq, a predicted model, not a curated record